Molecule: messenger RNA, 2026 nt
Organism: Hippocampus comes (tiger tail seahorse)
Lineage: Eukaryota; Metazoa; Chordata; Actinopteri; Syngnathiformes; Syngnathidae
Exons: 5
Coding region: 683-1462 (259 amino acids)
Source: RefSeq, a predicted model, not a curated record
AAGAGGGGGCUGUGGGAGAGCGUGCUGGGGUCAAUGGGUGUCAGUCGGACCGAUUUUGACUUUGGCGGUGGUCAAAUGAUGCUGGUGACAGGCACAAGAUGGCGCUGUCGUCAACCUGCUUCAAUCGCCCACUGGAUUCGAGUGUUUUACCUGAUGCUUGUUGCGGAAGUUAUUAUGUCUCAAGAUUAGAACCCAGUCAGCCACAAUCCACAAGUGGAAGUGGUGCACUUUGUCUUUCAGAAUAAGAGCAGAAUACAUACGGUGCUUUCGUGUAGGCGCCAUCCGAUGAUCGAGUAUGAAAACUAAGAGUCACAUGAGUUUAUUUUUCUCACUGGGGUCUUCAUUUUUUUGUUUUUUUUUCACAUAGCUGUCAAUUCAAUAACGCACCCAAUUAUCCAACUUCAAUAGCAAGGUAGCCUUGAAGAAAAGAGUCAAAGACAUGGGAAAUAGUCCCCGGCAAGGAUGUUUUGGCGUUGACAAAAACUGACAGAUUGUUUACCUCCAAAGCGGGAGGACACCCGAGUCCUGACCCCCAACCCCCUAGUGUGUGAGUCUUUACAGCGAGCUGCUUGUGAGCCAUUCGCUCGCAUCAAAUAUUGAACACCUGUCGUUUCGGUUUCACACAGUCAAGCACGAGGACAUUAAAAAAAAAAAACUCCACAGAGCGUCGAGAGAAGAAGGCAUGCAGGGAUGCGGCGAGGAAGACAGCGGGACGGCCUCCAACCUGGCUGGCGAGGAAGAAGGCGGCAGGUUUGAAAUGUUCUCUGAACCAGACGAACCAGAGGGAGCAGAAGAUGGAGGGGCGGGAGGACAGGUUCAAGGCGAGGGCUGUGAUGGAGAGACGGAGGUCAGUGACCUAGAAAGCUCACAAGAUGACGGUGCAGAAGGACCCCCACCAACAGAGGUAGAGCUGACCCCCGCAGUACCGUCGUCACAGCCCUCCAACACAAUCGAUGGCCCGUCCGAAUCGUGCUGGUACUGUCUCAGGUCUCUUGACCCAGACUAUCACAAUGGGGCUUCUCAGGAUUCGGAUUCAUUGUCUCUGCCGCCAUCUGGAGGCCAGAAGAUGAACUACCAGAAGGACCCUCGCCCCCACUUCGGUGUGGCCUGCUCCUCCCACGCGCCGUGUCGCCCCCUGUGGGGCAGCGAGGGGCCCAGCUGGGGCCCCAGGGGGACUCCCGAUGGGGUCGGUGAUGAGCUGCAGCAGCAAACGCAGCGAGCGUGCCCGCACUGCCACCUGGCACUGCCCGCUGACACGCUCAGCUGGCACGAGGUAGACCACACACACACACACACACACACACACACACACACACACGAACGAAAUCAAAUAAAUAAGCAUCAUUUGUGGUGGAUAAAGAUGCACAUCCAGGACGAGACUUGGGUAACAUUCGGACACUUUUGCAACAUUGUCCUUCAUGUUUUCGUGAACGUUUGCACGAUUAGCCAUGCACGUUAUUAAUGAGUUGUACCUCAUAUAGUGAGUGACCACUGCACGCGCCACCCUCUGCAGUUGAUCGAAUGCGUUGUGCUUCUCCCUGCAGACAAAGUGUCUCCAGUUUGACGGACUGCGCAAACCCAACAAAUAGGAUUUGGUCGUACAGCACCCAAACGCAUCGUCACUCGUGCUGAAUAAAAAUUUUAAAAAGCUUUGUUUUUCUUGCUGUGUUGGUGCUAUUUACGCUGUAUUUUUUUUCUAUCACGUGAAGCGAUGCAUCAGUAAAAUGGGAAUGCAAUUGGUGAUAGCAGAGACAAAACUCCAAUUAAGAUCAUAUUUAACCAAAAAUAUUCACACAUUCUCUCAUUAAAUUAACUGCUUGUAUGGAAACUUUUAGGGAUUUAGGAACAAAAAUAUAUACUCAUCUUUGUUCAUUGUAAGAAGAGGGCAUAAAAACUUAAAGUACUGUAAAACAAUUUCCUAUUUUUAAUUAAUUGCUUGAAUGAGUUUGGUUGACACGUUAAAAUUUCCUAAAUUUAAUAAAAUGGUUUCAACAUAUACAACCUACAUAAAUACACUAUUUUAGAC